Molecule: messenger RNA, 2767 nt
Organism: Acanthochromis polyacanthus (spiny chromis)
Lineage: Eukaryota; Metazoa; Chordata; Actinopteri; Pomacentridae
Product: procathepsin L-like
Exons: 9
Coding region: 611-1606 (331 amino acids)
Biological process (GO): immune response
Cellular component (GO): lysosome
Molecular function (GO): cysteine-type endopeptidase activity
Source: RefSeq, a predicted model, not a curated record
AGAGAAUGUAGCAUGGAAGAAGACGGAUGGAAAGAGACACUACUACAGCGGGGAGGAUUUCUGUUUGAUUUGUGGCUUUUGUUUUGUAGAAACAGCUGUGAUUACAAAUGUAAAAAAGGCACAUUUCCUCAUCCCUGCAGACUGAUUUAUUCUGCUCCAGCUCUUUGAAAAGUGAUGUUUUGUAAACAGUUUUCCACAUAAAUCAUCGAAUUCUGAGACCCGUGGCAGCCCAGAACACUAAUCUUCAAAACUUCAGCAAACAAUAUGCCAGAAGGAUUUCUUAUUCUGCCUGAGAUGAUACUUUUUUUUAUCUUGACUGGUUAUUUGUUUUGCUCUCGGGAGCAGAGUGUGACUGCUGGUGAUGACAGGAGCUUCCCCAGCAGUGACUGAUGGAGGACGACUUCUCCUCAACUCCUCUGGGAGCACGCAUACAAAAGACUGAAAAUAGUGUGCAAAAGGUGAAAUCGCAGCAUUUUCCUGCUCUUUGACAGCCUCAAGAGCUCAAACACAAAAGGGUGGUUGAAUAAAAGGCACAUAAUUGGAGUAAUUUUGCAGAGAAAACAAAAGGAAAAUCAGACACAAUAACUUUGCUGAUCGUUCUGCAGUAAGGAUGCACAUUUUGUGUUGUGCUGUGCUGCUUUUGGCUUUUGUGGGCAUCGGCUGUUCUUCAUCUGCCUUAAACAAAGUGUGGGAGGAGUGGAAAAUCACACAUGGCAAAGCUUACAACAAUCAGACUGAAGUCGCCUUCAGGAGAGCAGUCUGGGAGAAGAACAUGCUUUUGGUGCUAAAACACAACCAGGAGGCCUCAGCGGGAAAACACAGCUUCACGUUGGGACUGAACUACCUGGCGGACAUGACAGCCGAGGAGAUCAAUGAGAAAAUGAACGGACUGAAGCUGGAGGAGGUUAAUCAAUUUAGAAAUGACACUUUUAAGGAUCUGAGUGGCAGAUCUUUACCUCAGAGUGUCGACUGGAGGAAGAAGGGUCUGGUCAGCCCUGUCAGAGAUCAGGGCUUAUGUGGGUCCUGCUGGGCCUUCAGCUCUUUGGGAGCUCUUGAAGGCCAGAUGAAGAAGCAAACUGGUUCCCUUGUUCCUCUGAGUCCACAGAACCUGGUGGACUGCAGCACCGGGGAUGGAAACCUGGGCUGCAGAGGAGGCUACAUCUCCAAAGCCUUCAGGUACAUCAUCCGCAACGGAGGCGUCGACUCGGAGAGCUUCUACCCCUACGAACACCAGAAUGGGAAAUGCCGCUAUUCUGUCAGUGGAAAGGCUGCAUCGUGUUCCAACUUCCACGUCCUUCCUAAAGGAGAUGAGCGAGCUCUGCAAGCCGCGGUGGCGUCGGUGGGACCGGUGGCUGUGGCCGUGAACGCCAUGCUGCCAUCUUUCCAUCUGUACAAAGGAGGUUUAUAUAACGUUCCCAGCUGCAACCCGAGGUUAAUAAAUCACGCCGUCCUGGUUGUUGGCUACGACACAGACGCAGGACAAGACUACUGGCUGGUGAAAAACAGUUGGGGAACUUCGUGGGGAGAAGAAGGCUUCAUUCGCAUCGCCAGGAACAAGAAUAAUCUCUGUGGCAUUGCCAGCUUAGCGGUUUACCCGACACUUUGAAACUGUGGCCCCCACCUGUAUAUAGGUUAUUUAAUUUAAUAUCUAGAUGUUUGGGGUUUUUUUGUGCAGACGCUGGACUAAAAAUGAAAAAAGCCAAAGAGAAUUUGUUCAAAAAGCACAGAAAAUCUUGGAUGAUUGAUGAGUGACUGAAUAUUUGAAGUAUGUAUGUCGUAGUUUCUCUUCUUUCGUUUGGGUUUACACUGGAACACACACACACAUUCCAUGUAUUUAUUUGAAGACUGAUAUUUAAAUGUUAGCUUUUCACUCUUAGACUUAAUGGAUUUAAUAAAACUCAUGUCAAUCUUGGGAGAAGCAAACAGAUUAAAGUGUCUCAUCUGCUUUGGCUAAUAUAAGUUCAUUUGGGAGGAGCUUUUCUCUUAGUAAUUUAUGUAAAAAGAUGAGAAUAAUAAACAUUUUCUAAACUGGAUUCCUUUUGUUUUUGUCAUCAAUAAUAAGGAUUUUCAGUCUAAUAUGCCUUUUUGUUGUUUUGCUGCAGUCCUCGGUUGUUUCUCCAUUAUUAUUAUUGCACUAUUUGAAUUUUCUUGCACGUUACACUAUUCCACAAGCCACUUUUUCCAUCCUUCACUCUUGUACAUAUUGUUAAUAAUAUCAUAACUAUAUUGACGUUUAUUGUUGCUCUUACUGUAUGCCGCAACAUGGGAAAUUUCCACUGACAUGGGGAGUAAUAAAAGGAUUAUCUCAUCUUAUCUCAUAAAUAUUAUGUAAAUCAUUCUAAUAUUAUGUAAAUCAUAAUAUUAUGUAAAUCAUUCCAUUAGUAUUGAGCGUUUUUGUAACAGCAUCAUGUUAACACUUGUCUUAACACUGGUCUUUUCUCUCCAUAACCUUUUUAGUGCAGUAACAGAAUUGUAGCACCACUAUUCUGUAUAAAUGUUUUAAACACCAUGCGGGUCCUCCAGUUGCGUACAUUUUUCUAUCAUACGUAAUUGUAAAUUCAUGUGCUUUUUAUCAUCACACAGCUAUAUGUAUAUUCAUCAUGCUCCAUCUAUACAUGAGAAAAUGUGUAUUGUUUUAUUGCAAGUUUAAUUUUAGUCCGAUUUUAGCCCUUUUGUAUUUCAUGUCUGGAUCCUUCCUCAUUUGUGUUUAGCUGCUGUAACAUGUAAAUUUCCCUGUUGAGGGAUCAAUAAAGUAUAUCUUAUCGCA